AUGUGCACCUACAUUUAUACCCGUCACAAUGACUGCUCGCACAAACAGUAUCAAAACACCUUCAAAUGCCCCUCAGCCCGUGGCAGCGCCCUUUUGCAGUCGCCGUGGAACCUCACUUUGGAGCACACCAUCCACCUUCCCGACCAAGCACCGAAACAGAUCCCGCAUGCACUGUGCGAUGGACAGAUUAAGAAAGCGAUUCGUCCAGUCCCUGGCCGUUGCCGUACUUGUAUUCGUGAAGACAGGGAGAUGAAGCAGCUACUUGCAAGAAGGGUGCUGAUGAUGAAUAACGUUAUAGAAGGUGCCCGGCAAGUUCGAGAUGGUACGAAUACGGCGACAGGCGUCCGAACAAGUAUCCUUGGUCUACAGAAACUUGUUGAGGCAACGAAGCCUCUAGAUCUGGAAGAGUAG
Colletotrichum truncatum is the source of this 411-nucleotide messenger RNA. RefSeq lists its product as uncharacterized. Lineage: Eukaryota; Fungi; Ascomycota; Sordariomycetes; Glomerellales; Glomerellaceae. The record is from RefSeq and is a predicted model, not a curated record.